Messenger RNA from Linnemannia hyalina, 1221 nucleotides. NCBI's taxonomy places the organism in Eukaryota, Fungi, Mortierellomycota, Mortierellomycetes, Mortierellales, Mortierellaceae. The record is from the annotation of a GenBank genome assembly.
AUGGCUACCCUCCCAUCAUACGUUGGAACCACUGCAGUCCUUCCUGUGGACGUUAUCGCCUUUACCUAUUUCAAGAUCACCAAGAUAUCGGAAUGGGGUUUGGAAGGUUUCUUCACCUCCACUGGACUCACUGAGCUAGAGUUUGUGUCAAGCCUGAAGGAUAUCUCACGGAUUAUACAGUUGCCAUCAGAUAUUUCGGAUUUUCGCGAAGAGGCUGAACGAUUACUAUGGUCGACCGGAAAGCAAACCGCUGCUCGAACGCCGCAGACUUCAAACAAGAAGAGGAGUGGAAUCACCAAGGCUAGGGACGAGUAUGUCGGCCUCGAGGAGGGUCUGGACAGCGAUGAACACGAUGAUACAAGCGAUGAGACUGUUGUGGCCGGACUGAAAGUUACUAAGAGUAUGAGAGCUGGCAAUGAGGGUAAGACAGUCGCGAGUGACAACGACAAUGGCAAUGAUCAAGAUGAUGAUGAAGACGACGAGGAUGGCAACGGUGAAGAGACCGUUGAAGACUUGAUUCAAGAGCUCCAAUCAUUGCAGGAGGAUGUUGCUAUCAGCGGCAUCGUGGAUCUGGAUGUUCAUAAGGAUUUCCCCCAACAUGCCGAUUUGCUGUCAGAGUGUCGAGCAGCCAUCGAGUUGCAGUAUCCAAAAAUUCAUGAUCACCUUCAAACCUAUCGUCAGUUUAUGGACGACGACGACGGUCUCAUGGAAGCCAGGUUGGGAGAACUCAUGAAUCAACUCAAGAAGGAUAUGUCUCGUUUUGAAGACGACAGCGAUGAGAUGGUCACCGCCGAGAUUCUGCAGAUUCUUGAGGAAACGGUCUUGAAGGAGGCGCAACAGGAUCAGCUUGCUGUGAGAAAAGUUGUUGGAGCUCGUGCUGCCAAGGGAGCGGCUGGAGCAUCUGGCCGAGGACUUGAUUUCCGUCUUGUUGCAAGCAUCAGAAAGGCGCGCAAGUUCAUUCCCUUCACACUUUGCAACAAUGAACACAAGGCACCGGACACAACGCCUCAAUUCAUCAAGAUCCAGUACAGAAAAAAUAUGCGUCUGAACAAGAGUAUCGCCAUGAAUGGCUGGAUCCCACGGGAGACUUCAACCAUGUUUCUAUAUGUUGUUGGGUUCGUGGGUGACUGGAAUAUCAUCACACACCACGGCGAUGUUAUUUUAUCAUGUCAGGUACAGGACGAGCCUCUGAUCUUGACAGCCAACGCUUUUGAGAUGUGA